Aspergillus japonicus CBS 114.51 is the source of this 3071-nucleotide messenger RNA. RefSeq lists its product as uncharacterized. Gene Ontology annotation, molecular function: protein binding. The record is from RefSeq and is a predicted model, not a curated record. NCBI's taxonomy places the organism in Eukaryota, Fungi, Ascomycota, Eurotiomycetes, Eurotiales, Aspergillaceae. Gene Ontology annotation, biological process: protein folding in endoplasmic reticulum. Gene Ontology annotation, cellular component: EMC complex. Bases 87 to 2933 code for a protein of 948 amino acids. The transcript has 3 exons.
CCACCUGCUAUUUAUUACUGUAGAACAACAACAACAACAGCCGCCUGUAACCCCUCAAUGACAGCCCGAGAGUCACGGUCAUAACCAUGUGGCUACAGGCGACGCUCCUUUUGCUCGCCUCGUGCGUUCCCUCCAUCUCGGCCAUCUAUGUCGAUGAGGUCGGCCAUAUCGAUUACCACCACGCGCUUCUCGGCCUUCCCACCUCCCAAUCGACCUUCUUCCUCAAGCCCUCCGCCUCGUCCAAUGCCUCCCUCCUCUAUACUCUCUCCGAGGACUCUCUCCUCGGCGCCGUGAAUCCCAAAGAUGGAUCUCUGGUCUGGAGACAGAAUCUCUCGCAACCCGCCCUCCCCGCCGACCAGGACGGCGUUUCCGGUCUCCUACGAGCCUCCGAAGGAACGAACGCUGUGGUCGGUGCGCUGGGGGACUAUGUCUCCGCAUGGACUGCUCUCGAUGGAAAAUUGAUCUGGGAAAAGUGGUUUGCGGAUGAGAAGAUCGCGGAUCUCGAGCUUCUAGAGCUUGAAGAUGCCAGUGCCGUGCCGUCAGCUAAAGACACUGUGGCGCUAUUCAGUGGAACGGCAGGUGUCGUUCGGAGACUCGAUGGUAAUUCGGGCCAGGUCAAGUGGGAAUACAAAGAUGAAAGUGGAGACAUCCCGUUGCAGCUGUCGUCCUCGUCCACGGAAGUUUUCUACAUCGCCCUGCAAGCAUCGGCGCGGAAGGGCUAUCGGAUCCGCGUGGUUUCGCUGGAUCCCUUGACGGGCCUUCCUACCCAGCAGCAGAUCCUGAGCUCGGAAAACGAGGUGUCCGGUCCGAAGUCCGUCGUCUUCGUCGGCGCGAACACGGCCGCGCCUGUGAUCGUGUGGUCUGACGCUGCGCACAAGACGCUGAAGGUCAACAUUAUUGGCACCAAGCAGGUAUCCUCCUUCGAUAUUGAGAAUACAAGCGGCGAGAGUAUCCGGUCGAUCACCGUCCACACCCCGAAGAAGCUGGAAUCGCUGCCCCAUUACCUGGUGCACUACGAGACGGACUCGGCCACAUGGGCGGAGGUUUACCACGUUGAUCUAAGGACUUCUGCCAUUUCCAAGGCGUAUGAGCUGCCCCGCUUGCAGGGAUGGUCUGUCUUCUCCACGAGUAACAAGGACGCCAACGUCUACUUCACCCGCAUCACGCAGUCGGAGACUACCGUCGUUUCUUCUGUCUCGUAUGGCAUCCUGGGAAGAUGGCCUCACCAGUCUCCCCCGCUGGAGGAGGCGGUGCACGCCGUCUCUGAAGUUGUGACCAAGGGUAACUCGGUUGCUGUUCGGUCCGCAGCUGCUCUCGUCUCCGGGGACUGGCAGUUGAUCCGCGGUGGUCAGGUCGAGUGGACGAGGUACGAGGCCUUGACGGGCGCCUUGGCCGCUUCGUGGGUUGAGACGGAUGGCUCCGAGGACUUGGUCCAUCAGCUCGAAGUCGAAGGCCAUGAGAGCGUCUACAAGGCUUACAUCCACCGCGUCAAGCGCCAUGCCCGAGACCUUCAACAUCUCCCUGAGUGGCUCAAGGACCUCCCGAAGCGCAUUGUGACCAGCAUACUCACUGACGAGGUCUCCAACCUCGACAGCUUUGGAAUCUCUAAGCCUGUCAUCGUUGCCGCGAAGAACGGUCGGGUUUAUGCGUUGGAUGCCGGGAACCACGGUGCCGUGUCUUGGGCUGUCAAGGCUGCUGAGAAGGACUCAUGGGAUGUGAAGGCCAUCGUGGCUCAACCAGGAUCCGCCACUAUCUACGCCGAUGAUGGUAGUUCUGUCACUCUGGAUGUCACGUCUGGCGCGAUCCUCGCUCGUACCUCAGGCACCACUACCAAGAUCCGCGCCGUUGCCGUCAUUGACGAUGGCUCCGCUCCAGUCACUAUUGGCAUUCGUGAGGAUGGUACCCCGUUGGAAUCCCUCGAUCUCCCUGGGUUCUUUGUCACCCAGAGUAGCGACGGCCGGGUGUUGGGAUGGGCCGCCAGGGACAACAAGACCCCCGUCUGGCAGUUCCUCCCUCCCCAUGGAGAGAAGAUCGUCUAUGCCACUGCACGGCCCGCUCACGACCCUGUGGCGUCGAUCGGUAAGGUUCUGGGUAACCGCUCUGUUCUCUACAAGUACCUGAACCCCAACCUUGCUCUCAUCACCACCGUCGGCGAGAAUACGGCGACGUUCUACCUCCUCGAUGCUGUCUCUGGCCGCGUGCUGCACACUUCUGUCCAGAAGGGUGUGGACACUACGCAACCGAUUGCCUCCGCCAUCUCCGAGAACUGGUUCGCGUACUCGUUCUACGCGGACGUCAUCUCCCCCUCCACAUCCAAGGGCUACCAGCUCGUGAUCUCGGAACUCUAUGAGGCGCCAGUCGCCAACGACCGCGGCCCCCUCGACGCCGCCGCCAACUACUCCAGCCUUGCCUCCCUCCCCUCUCCGCACAUCAUCUCCCAAUCCUUCGUCAUCCCCGAGCCCAUCUCGCACAUGACCGUGACUCAAACCCGCCAGGGCAUCACCACCCGCAACCUCCUCUGCACCCUGCCCCUCUCGAACGCGAUCAUCGGCAUCCCUCGCCCCGUCCUCGACCCCCGCCGCCCGGUCGACCGCGACCCCACUUCCACCGAGGCCGAAGAGGGCCUGUUCAAGUACAGCCCCUUCCUCGAGUUCGAAGGGCGGUGGUAUCUGACCCACUCGCGCAACGUCGCGGGGAUCAAGAAGGUGCUGUCCAGCCCGACGCUGCUCGAGAGCACGAGCUUGAUCUUCGCCUUCGGCGGGGACAUCUUCGCCACUCGCGCGACGCCGAGCCAGGCGUUCGACGUGCUGGGCAAGGGCUUCUCCAAGCUGCAGUUGGUUCUCACCAUCCUGGCCUUGAGUGCCGGUGUGACGAUACUGGCGCCUAUGGUCCGCCGGAAACAAAUCAACAUGAUCUGGAAGGCAUCGUCGUAGAGUGCGUGGCUAGCUGCGGAAGCUUGGUCUGGUGUGGAUUGAGCGGUUCGAUUUGUGAGAAGUAUAGUUGGAGUGACGAUGAGAUAGAUAUAUAUGAUUAAUUCAGUUUAUGAUUGAGAACAGCGUUAGUGCUUCUGG